Meloidogyne enterolobii is the source of this 1256-nucleotide messenger RNA. The record is from the annotation of a GenBank genome assembly. NCBI's taxonomy places the organism in Eukaryota, Metazoa, Nematoda, Chromadorea, Rhabditida, Meloidogynidae.
UCUUUAGAAUUUUGUUAAGAAAAAUGGCGACAUCAUCAAAUACAACUGCUGCUGUGGCAGAUGAAGGAAUGGAAGAACGCAUAAUUAAUGAAGAAUAUAAAAUUUGGAAGAAAAAUUGCCCGUUUCUUUAUGACAUGGUUAUGACUCACGCUCUUGAAUGGCCUAGCCUUACAGUCCAAUGGUUACCUGAUGUUAAACGUGUGGAUGGAGAUGAUUAUACUACACAUCGUUUGAUUUUGGGAACUCAUACAUCUGAUGAACAGCAAAACCAUUUGGUAAUUGCCAAACUUCUUUUGCCUACGGAAGAUGCUCAGUUUGACGCUUCACGUUAUGACACUGACAGGGGUGAAUUUGGCGGUUUUGGUUCAAUUACAGGCAAAAUUGACGUCGAAAUAAAAAUGAAUCAUGAAGGAGAAGUCAAUCGGGCUCGUUAUAUGCCUCAAAAUCCAGUUCUGAUUGGGACUAAAUCUCCAAAUGCUGAAGUGUUUAUUUUUGAUUAUACAAAGCAUCCUUCAAAUCCACCACAAUCUGAAGUUAACAUUUGUAAACCUCAACUUCGUCUUCGUGGGCAUACAAAAGAGGGUUAUGGUUUAAGUUGGAAUACCAACUUACCUGGACAUUUAUUAAGUGCUUCGGAUGAUACAACAGUUUGUUUAUGGGAUAUUCAAGCAACUACUGCUAACGCUAACUUUUUGGAUGCAAAAUCGAUUUUUACUGCGCACAAUGCUGUUGUUGAGGAUGUUGCUUGGCACGUUCUUCACGACGCUAUUUUUGGUUCAGUAGGAGAUGAUCAUAAAUUAAUGAUUUGGGAUACUCGUCAGAAUAGCACGACAAGACCUCAACAUACUGUUGAAGCACAUACUGCUGAGACUGUCGCUUUGUGGGAUUUGCGCAAUUUAAAAUUGAAACUUCAUUCAUUUGAAUCGCACAAAGACGAAAUUUUCCAAGUUCAAUGGUCUCCUCAUAACGAAACAAUUUUGGCUAGUUCAGGAACUGAUAGACGUUUACAUAUUUGGGAUUUGAGUAAAAUUGGGGAAGAACAAACGCCUGAGGAUGCUGAGGAUGGACCGCCAGAGCUUUUGUUCAUUCAUGGAGGACAUACAGCCAAAAUAUCUGACUUUUCUUGGAAUCCGAAUGAGCCUUGGGUUAUUUGUUCAGUUUCUGAAGACAAUAUUAUGCAGGUUAUCUUGAUGAUAUUUUUAGUUUUUAAAAAUUUUUUUUGGUUCAACCCUCGUUUUAAUAUACCCUCUAUAUAA